UGCCACUAGACUUUAAGAAAACGGCAAUGAAGAUGAUGACCACAUGCUUAAAAAAAGGUUACCAUCCACCCAUCCUAAAGGCCCAUAUGUUUAACAGUUCUUUCCACAAACCAGAGAACAUGUCAACUGGAAACCCUAUGUUUCUACUUCCUUCCCUUCUUUCUUCGAUCCCCUCUCUCCCUGUCUUCACCUGGAAGUCUAACGACACAGAACCACCAUUGAACAUCACAGACAAAAUGUGCAACUCUUCAAGUCUGCCGCAGUUGAUCAGCUACAUGUGGAACACCACGGAAAGUACAAACUGUUUCAUGCGAGCAUUCUUGGCUUCUGUCUCCUGGGUGGCCAUUGAACAGAACGCUACUCAGUUUAAUCCAGAACAGCUCCAAAAGCUUUUGUGGGCAGCUAAGCCUUUCCUAGAAACAUCACCUCCUUCUCUAAUGCUGCCGCAGACGCUGCACGGCCCUCAGCUUGGCGAUAUGAUGCUGACAUUGAAUGAGGUCUUCAUCUCGCUUUCAGAAGGCCAAAGGAAUGAUAUCAGGCAGUGGAUGAAAAACAGAGUCACUGAAAAUGAUCCCAGCUGUGCUCCAGUUCGUAACCUUGUUGGUAUUCCCAGUCUGGAAAUGCCAGCAGAACAUGAAAUGCACAAUUCUUCAGUUCCUGGCUGUCAGCCCAAAACACCUUGGCUGAAGGCUGAUGUGCUGAGGAUGAUGGGACGUUUCAUUUCACGACUGCCUGAGGCAGAAGUCAGGGGAAUUCCCUCAGUAGAGUUGUGUAAGUUCUUCCAGUCUCCUGAGUUCUCGUUUUCAUUCAGUAAUGUUAGCGGGAUGCAGAGUGAGACUGCCCAGACACUAAUGCAACGACUCAAGCAAGAGUGUUUUAAUGGAACCAAGAACUUCCCCAACCACAUGGACAGACUUGGACAUCUUGUCUGUUUCUAUGAUGAACUUCAGUCUCUAAACACGACAGUAGUUAAAAGGCUACUCCCUAAGCUGGGGUGCUGUGAACAGACUGGGACUGUUGAGAUGAAGAAGCAGUUGGUGAGGAAGAUGAUGUCAGACGGUGAGUCUCUCACUUCUGAGAUGUUGGGCUCUCUGGGCACCGGGAUGUCGGUCCUCUCUCCUUCCAUGCUGUCCAGUAUCAGCAGAGACACUCUUCACAGCACUAUGUCCAGCUUGCUUCAGACAGAAUGGAAGCCAGCUCAGGCAAAAGUCCUGGCCCAGAAAUUAUUGAGCAAGGACAUCACUGGUGAGACAUUGAUGUCCCUGGGCUCGAUGGUGAGAGGUGUAGACACCGACCUGCUCAAGAAUGUCAAGGCAAAAGGCCUGCUAGGAAAUGAAGGCUUGAAAAAUAUAAGUGUGAUGAUGUCUUCUUUGCAAAAAAAGGCUUUGCUUGUAGGGAUGCGUGCUGAUGUGAAUGCAAGUUAUUUGGUGAAGGAAAUUCCAGAUGCCCUUAUCGCCUCACUCCCUCUCUCCAUGCUUGACAAAGCAAACCUUAAUUCCUUAGAUCAGCUGGAUGGCCGCAGCUGGUCCAGAGUACAAUCGGUUUACCUUUUGAAGAAGACUGUGGGUAACGGGCUCAAACUUGACCAGAUAAGAAAGCUGGGCCAGACAGUCCAGGGCGUGACCUGUGGCAUGAUCGAUUACAUUGCUCAGAGUGAUAUCUUGGAAUCAACUCAAACACUUGCCAAGUCUUCUAACUUGCUCUCUAAGACACAGGUGCACUGCAUGGCUAGCAAACUCUUCCAGAGUCUGGAGAAGCAAAGACCCAAAUAUUUCACAAACAUCAGCAAAUCAGAGUUCCAGGCCAUUCCAGCUCUGCUCAUUAUCCACCUACCGGUACAGGUGAUUCAGGGUCUCCAAUCCUCCAUGUGUCCUUAUUUCCUGGAGAAGAUGAGUCAAGCCAACCUCUCAUCCCUACCGAACAGUGCCUCAUCACGCCGGGAACUUAGAAAUAAAGCCCUCAGCUGCCUGGGGAAGAACGCAUCUGCAGUGUCUGCAGCCGAUAUCACAUCUCUGGGUCCACUUGUGUGUGAACUGGACCCGACCUGGAUCUCCUCUCUGAAACCUGAUGCUCUGAACGUCACCGUGAAGACGCUGACGUCUUGCCGAUACAUUCCCCAGGCUUCCAGAGGACCUCUGUUCAAUGUGCUCACAAACUUCUAUGGGGCCCCAUCUAAUUGGUCAGGGGAUGUCAUAAGGUCAUUGGGUCCUCUCCUCUUACUGAAUGAUGCUGCCCUUGACGCAUUGCCUUCUACGACCUGGCUGAUGAAAUCUUUGUCAGAUCUUCAAAGCACCGUUCAGGCUCAGGUGGCAGGUCUGGUCCCAGCGGAGUUCCGUGCCUGGCCGGAUCUUUCAGCCCUCCAGCGCAAACUGUUUCAGCUGAAAACUCAAGUCACUCAGCAACGGCGCAGGAGAGAGACGGUAGUACCUACUCUGGCAAAGAUUGAGGAUCUAAGGGAGGGAAAUGUGUUCUGGAGCCCUGCUCAGCUGUCCAGCAUGACGACCAGUACUUUUAAAGAUGGCGUCUCUAUCUUGGGAGAGAUAUGUAACUAUACUAAAGAGCAACUGGCAGCGCUAAAAGACAAGGCUAUAGAGGCACUGGGUGAUUUAUCAAUGCUUAACGAAUCGAAGAUCGUGGAGAUGGGUUGUGUUUCUCAGGGUUUUAGUGCUAAACUACUUCAAAACCUUAGCAUCAACUCAUUGGAUACGCUAGAGUUUCUGUCCGUCUGCCCGUGGAACCAAACACAGAAGGAAGCAGUCUUGCGGGGAUUCCUCACAAGAACUGGAAUGAAAGUGAGUAAAUUCAGUGCACUCGAGAUGUCAGGCCUGGGCCAGUUUAUCUGCGGACUGCAGCCUAAUGAAACAGAGCAGCUCAAUGCUACAGAAUUCAAGGACGCAGUGGGGGAUAUAGGCCAUGUUUCCUGUCCUGUGAGUGUCUUGGAGAGUUUGAAGAAGAAAGCUGUGGCUGCAUUCGGUCACCCUAAAGGCUGGAGUGAAGCUGAAGUUUGCGUCAUGGGCAACAUAAUUGCUGGCCUAAAUGCCUCUGAGCUUGGAUAUCUAAACUCCUCAGUUCUGUCAUUCAUCCAUCAAUCUGCCAUCGCUCUGAUCCCUCCUGAUUGUCUGGCGGCACUGUCAGUGAGCCAGUUGAAGGCUUUGGGUCCUGACAACGCAGCAGCCGUAACAACGUCUCAGCGUUCUUCACUGUCAGUAGAUCAGCGAGCAGCCGUAGAUGAAGCAAUGGGCCUGGUGGCACAAAGCGCUGAAACCACAACCACAUUGCCACAGAAAGCAGGGGCACCAAAACUAGGCAUGUUGGGAAUUCUUCUCCUUCUGCAGCCCCUCGCAUUGCUACUGUUGGAAUACAUUCACUAAGAAGCUGGGAAUUUUUUUAUAUAUUCUAAAUACCUUAAGUUCCCAGAUAGAUGUGAGAGCUAAUGAAAUAACCUGCUAAUGUUAGCUUAGCGUAAAAUUUUUUAAGUUACUGCUGAAUGGUUUAUAGUCUGGGCAAGUUAAUUUAAGUUGUUAUAAAAUCAUGAGUGUAUGAGCAAUGAAUCCAUCUGACAAUUUGACGCUCAGGCUGGAGGAGUGCACCAUAAUGAUGAUGUGACAGUUUGAUAAAGAUUUGGUCCAGAUUUCAGCUAAAAUAC
Molecule: messenger RNA, 3646 nt
Organism: Clarias gariepinus (North African catfish)
Lineage: Eukaryota; Metazoa; Chordata; Actinopteri; Siluriformes; Clariidae
Gene: otoa
Product: otoancorin
Exons: 27
Coding region: 27-3371 (1114 amino acids)
Biological process (GO): cell-matrix adhesion
Cellular component (GO): cell surface
Source: RefSeq, a predicted model, not a curated record